Choloepus didactylus (southern two-toed sloth) is the source of this 4854-nucleotide messenger RNA. It is a transcript of the gene SPART, whose product is annotated as spartin. The transcript has 9 exons. Gene Ontology annotation, cellular component: plasma membrane. Bases 885 to 2918 code for a protein of 677 amino acids. Lineage: Eukaryota; Metazoa; Chordata; Mammalia; Pilosa; Megalonychidae. Gene Ontology annotation, biological process: negative regulation of BMP signaling pathway; cell division. The record is from RefSeq and is a predicted model, not a curated record.
GCGCUGGGGCGUCGGCGGCGCGGGGGCCCGGCCGCUGUCGGGCAGGGGCGGGGUCCCCUGGGGCCGCCGUCGUGACAGCUGGUCUUAGUUCCCCGCCACGUCGUUUUUCUGGGCCCCCGGGAGUCCCCGGCUUACCUCGACUGGGAAACCGCCGCCUCUCAGGGGCUCGCGCCCCCCUCUCAGAACGGCCGGGACGGGCGGCGGCGACCCUCUCCCUGGCGCCGGUGCCGCUGUUCGCGACCAUCAAGGGUGGGGCGCGGCCGCGGUCCUCCGACCCGCCCCUGUGCUGGGAAAGUUGAUCCUGGGAUGCGCGGUUUCGGGGCGCCCAGAGGCUGACCCGCUGUCUGCCCUGAGCUGUUGUGCCCUGUGUCUUACAGAUCCUCCGGGUGCACCUUACAGUUGAGUGGGUUUGAGGUCGGCGUCGUUGCCGCCUCUGAAAUAGUAGCCUCACAAAUGAAAGGAUUAAGCAUUUUUUUUUUCUUGAAAUUUCCAAAAGGAAAAAAACUGGAGUUGUUUUCUGGUGCGCUCUCCUUUAAAGUAAAGACGUGAGUUGGCAGUUCCAUAUGCCCCGUUUGGAACAGAAAGCCUUCUCCUGUUUAGCUUUUUGAACCCUCGGUGUGUGUCUCCUACACCUAAACCAGCCGGAUCGGGGUGGGAUGCUCCGGAGCGAGAGCACAGCAGGUACUCGGGAAGGCCCCUCCCCGGCAGGCAGGCAGCUGCGGGGCAGCGCUGAAUUAUUAACGAGGACUUGUGACGCUGACUCGCUGAUGGCUACUACUUUUAGUGUGGAGAUUGAACUACUUUGCUGAGCAUCUAUUUGACAAUUUUACCUUUGCUCCUGAAACUUUUUUUAAGGCAUAUGUGUACGUGUGGAUGUUUGAAAAAUGGAGCAAGAGCUACAAAAUGGAGAAGCUGCUGAAAUUAAGAUCAUCAGAGAGGCAUACCAGAAGGCCUUUUUAUUUGUUAAUAAAGGAUUGAAUACAGAUGAAUUGGGUCAGAAGGAAGAAGCAAAAAACUACUAUAAGCAAGGAAUAGGACACCUGCUCAGAGGAAUUAGCAUUUCCACCUCAGAGCCCGAGCACAUGGGGCCUGGGUGGGAGUCUGCGCGACAGAUGCAACAGAAAAUGAAGGAAACACUACAGAACGUGCGCUCCAGGCUGGAGAUUCUAGAGAAGGGUCUUGCCACUUCUCUACUGAAUGAUCUUCAGGAGGUGCCCAAGUUAUAUCCAGAAUUUCCCCCUAAAGAAAUGUCAGAAAAGCCCCUGGAACCUCAGUCUGUUAGUUCACCACCUCAGCACCCUGAAGUAAACAGAAGCACUUCAGAUACGGGUUCAGAGUCAAUUCCCGGACCCAGGCCUCUGUCCCCACCAUCUCAGAGCCGCCCAGCAGAAGCACCCCCUGCCUACACGCCCCAGGCUGCCGAGGGUCACUAUACUGUAUCCUACGGGACAGAUUCAGGCGAAUAUUCCUCAUUGGGAGAAGACUUUUACAGGAAUCAUUCCCAGCCACCUCCUCUUGAGACCCUGGGGCUGGAUGCCGAUGAGUUGAUUUUGAUACCAAAUGGAGUACAGAUUUUUUUUGUAAACCCUGCAGGGGAGGUUAGCGCACCCUCAUAUCCUGGCUACCUUCGAAUUGUGAGGUUCUUGGAUAAUUCUCUUGAUACGGUUCUAAACCGUCCUCCUGGAUUUCUUCAGGUUUGUGACUGGUUAUAUCCUUUAGUUCCUGAUAGGUCUCCAGUCCUGAAGUGUACUGCGGGAGCCUACAUGUUUCCUGAUACGAUGUUACAAGCAUCGGGAUGCUUUGUGGGGGUCGUCUUGUCAUCUGACUUACCAGAAGAUGAUAGAGAGCUCUUUGAGGAUCUUUUAAGACAAAUGUCUGACCUUCGGCUCCAGGCCAACUGGAAUAGGGCAGAAGGAGAAAGUGAAUUCCAAAUCCCUGGAAGAGCAAGAUGCUCCUCUGACCAGUUGCAGGAAGCCUCUGGCACUGCUGUGAGACAGUUGGGUCCUUCAUUGGACCAAGGCAGUAAGGAUGUGCGUCAUAAAGAAAAACGUGGGAAAAAGGCUAAAGAUACUUCAAGUGAAGAAGUUAAUCUUAGUCACAUUGUACCCUGUGAACCAGUAUCAGAAGAAAAAGCAAAGGAAUUACCUGAAUGGAGUGAGAAAGUGGCUCAAAACAUUUUGUCAGGUGCCUCCUGGGUGAGCUGGGGUUUAGUUAAAGGUGCUGAAUUUACUGGCAAAGCAAUCCAAAAAGGUGCUUCUAAACUCCGAGAACGGAUUCAACCAGAAGAGAAACCAGUGGAGGUCAGUCCAGCUGUGACCAGGGGACUUCACCUAGCAAAGCAGGCCACGGGAGGAGCAGCGAAAGUCAGUCAGUUCCUGGUUGACGGAGUUUGCACCGUAGCAAGUUGUGUUGGGAAAGAGCUGGCUCCGCACGUCAAGAAGCACGGAAGUAAGCUUGUGCCAGAGGCUCUGAAGAGAGACAGGGACGGGAAGUCGCCCCUGGACGGUGCAAUGGUCGUUGCAGCCAGCAGUAUACAAGGGUUUUCAACUGUCUGGCAGGGAUUGGAAUGCGCAGCCAGAUGCAUCGUUAACAAUGUUUCCACAGAAACUGUUCAAACAGUGAGAUACAAAUAUGGACAUAAUGUGGGAGAAGCUACACAUGAUGCAGUGGAUUCUGCCAUCAAUGUCGGCGUGACAGCCUAUAAUAUCGACCACAUUGGUGUCAAAGCAGUGGUGAAGAAGACUGCAAAACAAACGGGACAUGCACUCCUUGAGGACUAUAAAAUCGUUGACAGUUCUCAGGGGGAAAAUCAAGAGAAAGGGGCUAAUGUGCACACAGCUGAGGAAAAGGAUGAGCCAGGAAAGGAUGAGCAGAAGGGGGAACCAGAAAAGAGUGAGGGAAAGAAGAAAAAGCCCUGAAGGGACCGCAGCGAGGCCCCUGCCUUUUGUAUGGGCGUGCAGCUUUACUACAUUGGCAAAGGUGGAAUAUUCCCCACAGAUCAGCCAGGAUUUUUGAAAUGUUUUCAUUCCUGCAAAGCAACUGCUUCUUGAAUCUUGGGGCAUGGAUUCUACUUACAAGGAAGAGAAUGUAUGUUCUUGUAUCAUGCCUUUAGAAAGCUAUAGUUGUAUUCUAAGUAUUUUUUUCUAAAGUGUGGCUAAAAUAUUUUUGCAGUUAAAAUAAUACUAAUAUGUGCUAUAAACCUCAUUAAACCUAAUGUUAAACUAUUUUUGUAUCCACUAUCUUUCAGAAAGCAAAGUAGGAAAUUAUAUAUUUACAUAAAAUUUGGCAUUUAGUAACCUUAGUUCUAUUUGUCAUGCCUUAGGAGGAAUGACUUAAAACAUUGUUUCCUCUUUUUGCACUAACUGUUGAUUUUGUUACUACGUGCUUCCUUCUCCAAAUUUUCAGUGUAUAAGCUAAAAAAAACUGUGAUCAUACACUAAUGAAAUUCUCAGAUAACAUUUUAAUAGACUUUGUCAAAAGAGGAAAUAGACUGAUCAUGAAAAAUAAGAUGAGGUUCUGUAAAAUUAUUUGCUAGCUUACCUCUUUGUCAGGAAAAACGGGAUGGUCUUUUCUAUUUAAAAUGAAUUCAAAUGGAUUUUUAAGACUUUUGCAUAUGAACUGGUAUCUAUUAGGAGUCUAGGGAAUUGGGGGAUAUGAUUGGUAUUGUGUAAAACUUCAAAGUGGUUAUUAUUAGCUUAUUUGGGCAAAAAAGUGCUUUAUCAUAUCUACUUCUGAGGGCUUUUCCAAAAGACCUAAAACUUUAUAAAGACUAAAAUAUAAGCAAAUUAAAUUCUCUGAUGGUAAAUUUAUUUUUAUUUUGGGAUUUGGUCAUUGGAAUUUUACAUAUUAAAAAAGCCAAGUUAUUAGAAAAGAAAGCUGCUAAUCAUAGUCAAGGCAGAGAUAUAAAGGAUCUUAGUCCUGAUCCAUGGGUGGGCAUUAUAGUUUCCACUCCAGCAGAAGACAGGAUAUUCACAAACCUGUAUGCUACAAAGAGGUAACUAAAUACCUAAUGGCAUUUUUGUUUGGUUUGCUGAUUUUAAAAGAUGGGUAUUUUCCACAGCUAUAUUUCAUUUUAAUCAUUUCUGAGCCUCUGGUGAUUAGUUUAUUAGACUUUAUUUGAAACUUAUCUAAAGAAUGCACUUUGUGAAUAAAAACUGUCUCUGAAUUACUUGUCCUUAAAUGUAUUCACAGGCUUACAUUUUGGGAAGAUACAGAAUUGGUGGAGCCUUUUCCUAAGGCCAAGGAGAAUGUGCUGGUUGUUAAAGUGGAAAUAAAACUGAAUUGAUAAAUAGCUUCCAGUUAGUCUCUACCUUAUUCAGGUUUAAGAAGUGAAACAACAAAGAGUGAAGCCUGAAGUUUAAAAAGUUACCUUAGCCCAGGUGUCAGCAAACUAUGCCCCAUAGGCCAAAUCCAGCCGGCUGCCUGGUUUUACAAAUAAAGUUUUAUUGGAGCACAGCCACACCAUUCAUUGGUAUAUUAUAGUCGAGAACAAGAACAGAGUUGAGUAGUUGCAGCUGACUACGUGGCUCACAAGCUGACAAUAGUGACUGUCCAGCCUUGUACAGGAUGUUUGCUGACUUCUGCCUGAGACUAAAGAAAAUAAGGUAGGCCUCUUCUAAAGAGCUUUUUUAAUUUUAGAUAAUUCUUGAUACAUAGGAAAAUUGCAUAUAACAUGCAAGGUAUGAAACAUAGUAAAUUAACACCCAUAAACCCAUCACAACUAAAGACCUAGAAGGUUACCAAUUACCCGUACGUGUGCGUUCCCAUCUUACCUCCUUGCCUCUCAAGCCCACCAUUGUUUUGUGUUUGUUGUCACUUUGCCUCUUUUUAAUGAAACAUGAUUUUAUCUCUAAA